CCAGCCAUCUUCACCAUCUCCACUGGGUGACAAGGGAUAUUUCUUCUUAUGGCCAACGAUCAGGCAACUAUUUUACUCCGAAGACAACUUGCUGAGUUAAACAAAAAUCCUGUGGAGGGAUUCUCAGCGGGUUUGAUUGACGAUGAUGAUAUCUUCAAAUGGGAGGUCAUGAUAUACGGCCCACAGGAUACUCCAUAUGAAGGGGGAUACUUUAAGGCACACCUCAUUUUCCCUAAAGAAUAUCCUCAGAAACCUCCAAAGAUGAUUUUCCAGUCACGGAUGUGGCAUCCAAAUAUUGGAGAAGAUGGAAAUGUGUGUAUUUCUAUUCUGCAUGAGCCUGGAGAUGAUAAAUAUGGAUAUGAAACGGCAGCAGAAAGAUGGUUACCUGUGCAUACUGUAGAGACAAUUUUACUUAGUGUUAUCUCAAUGUUAGCUGACCCAAAUGAUGAAUCACCAGCUAAUGUAGAUGCUGCUAAAAUGUGGCGAGAAGAACCAGCAGAAUUUAGAAGAAGAAUAACGCAAUGUGUGAGGAAAAGCCAAGACGAUUUGUGAUAGAGAAUGUUUCCGAUUUUUUUCUAACCAUUGAUAUGAACAUGACUUGAGCCUGAGUUGAAUCAUCACCACGGGAAAGUGUCACCACCUACCCAGACUUAGGAAGAUAUGUUUGAUGUGCAACAAUCAUUAGGAGGAAUCAACGCCUGCUGUUCAUGCCUCGCGUCUCAGGAUUUUUGAAGCAAUUAAAUUAUUACAAAAAUAAUUGCAAGUAGAUUUUUUCACUCUGGUGUCUUGCAUAGCAUUUAAUUAGGAAAAUACUAGCUUUGAUUUUCUGGUGUGAUUAAAAGAAAUGUGAAGGAAAUGUGUAUUUACAAAAUGUGAAUGUAUGAUAACUAAUGAGGUUCCUUUAUUUUAAUUGGAUACUAUAUCAUUUGAAAGCACUGGACCAGGAUGGUCAAAAUGGAAUUUGAACAUUGAAAGCCUAUUUCUGUUUAGCAAUUAGAGAGUAGGGCUCUACCAAGAAGUUUGAGAUUUAGAUGUUGAUCAGAAAUAGGCCUCCUCAAUUUGAAGAUGGUAUACAAGCUGUAUGAAAGAAGUGCUGGAGAUCAGUGUUAUGCUUGAGCUUGAGUGGAGUAAACUACGAUAUAUAUAUGCAGAUCUGAGCAUGUGGUUACCUACAAUCUACAGUAUUGAAUGAAUGUUGCAUAUUUUUCAUUUUUGUGUGCAUGUUCCUUUUAUGAUGUUCACUUGAAUAACCUCUACAGAGCAGCUUAUCAGCGAUACCACAUCCUCAGUACUCCCGGAGUUAUGAUCACUUUUGCUCUCUACACCCCUGGAACUUGUCAUGGCAAAAUUGAAAGUUCCAUGUGUGACACCUUGUGGACAAGAUGAAAAGACGAGUUUACUCCUUUGAUUUACAUCAAACGGAUCUUUAGGUUGCAUAGCGGCAUUAUUGUAAAGGAUUUGAAGCUCGGUGUCACUCCUCUGUAAUCUUUAAAAGGACUUAAUCUAAUCAGUAUGUGAUUGAUCAGGUUUUUUUCCUGGAACCAAUCAAAUUACUUAUAUUGUACCUUCAAUUUAGUAAUGACAUGUUCCAGGGGUGCAGAGAGUGAAAGCGAUUGUAACGCCCGGAGUAUCGAGGAUGGCAAUACCAGUGUUAGAAUGAUUUAGAAAACACUCCUUUGUGCCACUGAAAAAAAAUCAGAUAUUGUAGGAGGACUGGAAUUAUAUAAGUUAUUUACAACAAAAUUGACAUUUUUUUCAUUUUCAGUUAUCAUUCAUUUCUUGUUCCAGGCAGUGUAUUCUCUAUUUUGCUUUUGGUAUCUGAAAAAAUUGAUGGUGUCCUAUGUUUUGUUUGAUGAUUUAAUGAUUUCUAAAUAAUGAAAAUAGCAAUAAAUAGAUAAAGCAUGCAUGCCUUUAGAAAUAUAAAUUCUGAUAUAUUUCUUACAGAAAGAUCUAGCUAAUUGAAGUUUGGCGUCACAAGAUAUUGCAGACUUUCCUCCAAUUCUUUUCUUUUUUGAAAUAUUUGAUAGCCAGAUUUUUUAAAUCUUUCUUCAAUUCUUACAUGACACAAUUUCUUAAAAUCCAAAACAUAUCUUCACUUAUGUCGUACUCAAGGAAAGAAGUUGAAAUACUUAAGUUGAAAAACUGAUUGCCAGAAUAAAAGACUUCACUAUCACUGCCAUUUACUAUUAUAGUAUUUGCAACAUACUUCUGAUAAAAAAAAUCUAUCAAAACAGUUGAGACACUGAUUUCCAUUAUUUAAAUUUGUUGUUGGUGAAAAGAAUUUCAAUUUGUGUAUAUAUGUAGAUGUCAUUAUCUGUGCUAUUUUCUCUCCUACAAACUUGGUUGAAGGAAAAACUGCCCAUAACAUGUUUGAAAUAGAAUUUUCAGCACAUAGAGUGCUACUAUAGACAUUUUAUAUAUAAAAUAUAUGUUUACUAAGUACAUUUACUGUACUUGUUUAUCAUGUGCAAAUUCACUGAGAAGUCCUUUAUAUAAAAUGUUUUGUAGAUUCAUUUCUUUUGCAAAAAAGACUAAUUCAUAUGAGAUAGUAUGCCUACCGUAGGUUUUCUGUUGGUCUUUAGAAAAUUACAACAAUAACACAUUCAGCUGUGUUUGUUUAUUUUUUUAAUUACUCUUUGCAUUUUUCUUAACUUUUGGAAGAUUGAGAAAUUGAUAUUAAGUCAUCAAAUAUUUCUGUUAAUAUCACGCCAGGUAGCUUGGUGAUAUUAUCAUAAUAUAAGUUGAUUUCUUUUCUCCUUAAAUUUCCCUGUCAGUAGACGUUUUCUUUUUUUCUCUGUAAAUGAAUACAUGUUUAUAAUAAUGCUCGUCAAAUGUAAACCCCCUUUUGUUAAACAUAACAAGUCAUCACAUAAUCUGUUAUCGUAAAUGUUUUAAUGUGCAUAUAUUUAAUAGAACUUUGCACUGUUAGGCCUGUCCUACACUUCGUUUUCUUACUCUCAUGAAGAUGUGAUUCCUCUUUCAGUAUUUUUAGAUAUUGUAAUUGUAAGAUAGUUCACAUUAAAAAGAUUUAGAUGGUACAACUUUACAUAUUCAUGGUGAAAUUUUAUGUAUCUCAACAACUUUAUGCUAAUAUCAAAAGAUAUGGUUAACAAUGUCUUUUUUUCCCAAAGUGUUUUAUAGGUAUAAAAUUUCAUAUUUUCACUUACAUCAAUACAAGAGUACAUAUAUACAUAGAUGUACAGACACUCUAAUCUUUUAAUUAUUGUCUGUCUUUUUUUUUUUUUGCAUUAAAAUGAAUUGGAUAAAUUAUUAAACAAAUAAAUGAUAAAAAUGUAGUGUACAGCAUACUGUAAACAAACAUGUUUUAGUGGUAUUCAUAUUUUGGUAUUUCGUGCCAUAGAUACAGCGCUGAAAUAUUAUCCUGCUCAUUGCAGCUUCUGUAUACAGUCAGUAUAGUAAUCACUUCACUUAUUUGUUCAAAACUGAUACUGUGCUAAAAAAAAUUGAUUGCACCAAAAUAAGUUUGUUUACAGUACUAUAUAUAUUUAUCUUGCAAUAUUAUCAUGGGGUGGGCUUAUUACAGGACAUUGAAAUAGCGUUGGUUGGUAAUGCUACAGAACAGCAAUAGAUAUGGUUGGGCUUAUUUGGAGGGUCCAUUCUUGGAUAAAUAUUGUAAUCUUUUCUUAAGAAAUGUUUUGUAUCAAAUUUCAUUUUCACAUACUAUAAGGUAAUAAAUGUUUACACAUGUGUAUGCACACUUUAUAAUACAAGUAGACACAGAUUUUCUCAUUGCUGUCAGUAAAUGUAUAGUGUUGUCUCUGUCUGUUCCUAUUUACAAUUUAGAUUAUCAUUUAUUAGUACUAUUUCUUAAAGUGUUAUGUGAUUAUCUAAUCUCACAUUUUCUAUUGUUGAUCCAAGUUAUGUGAAGUAAUUACAGAUCAGAGGAUUGUAGAAGCUGUUACACUCAUUUACUUCAUUAGGUCAACAUUUAUAAAGACAAGAAACAAAUAGCUUGCAGGAAUAGAAUAAAGUUUUCGAUGUACACAUUCUUUUCCGAAAGCUUGCUGUCAUAUAAAUCAUUGUUGGAGAUAAAAAGCUACUGAUGGUAUUUAAUGGUGGUUGGAUGUCUAAUUUUCACUACUAUGUCUUUAGUAUAGGGGUUUUGAUUAACUUUUUUACCAAAGAAUGCAGUUGAUAUAAGAAUGUAGAUUUUAUCCUGUGAUCCAUCAAACAAAAAUGAACAAAAGAUAAAAUGUUUUAACCACCAUGGCCUGUAUAUUCUGUAUUAUUCAGUGUUUGAUUAGGGCUUUUCACUCAACAGUUUAUAAUAAAUUCAAUUUUAAAUUUUACUACAUAUUAGAAUACAAAUUAUGAAGGAGAUUUUGUCCAAAAAAUGAAAACUGAAAUGGGGGAAGUAAAAAGAUAGAAACUUUUGAGGGAACAGAGAUAUAAUGUACAUAGCUUGAUUGUACUGCUACUUCCUGCUUGCUUUCAGUCGUUAAUUGACUGUCUUAUCUCACCUAGUGGUCAAGCCUCUCCUUUGUCUGAUGACUGUUCCAUUUGUUGGCAUUUACAAGUGAUUUAUACUUUACAAAUUAAUCUCAGGAAUUUGCUUUGUACAAUGCUUGAUACUGAAAUAUGAGUGUCUUCAUAGAAAAAGAAAAAAAAUGGAGGUACAAAAUAUAUACAGUAGUAUUAGAUUGCUUUUAAAGGGUUAUUAAUGGACAUUGCUUAAUAUUCAAAUAUAGAAAAAGUUUGGUUUUUUUUUAGUGUGUUCUCUCCUGAACACCCCUCCCUUACCCAGCCCUCCAGUUUUUCAGAUUAUUUCAGUAGAUACUUUGAUCUGGGACAGAUAAGUUUGAUGUUCACCAUUUUGUUUGUUUUCUAGGUCAUUAGUUAUAUCUCCAUGGUGUCUCAAGUAACAAUGUGUUUAAAAAUUCAAAGCACAACUCCUUGUACAGGUGGUCAUAGAAAGAUGUUGGCAUGCAGUGUCCAUGAAAUUAUUUAUAGAAAGAUGUGGGCAUACUGUGUACAGAGAAUUAUAGAAAGAUGUGGGCAUACUGUGUACAGAGAAUUAUAGAAAGAUGUGGGCAUACUGUGUACAGAGAAUUAUAGAAAGAUGUGGGCAUACUGUGUACAGGUGGUCAUUUACUUAGAUGAAAGUGCUAAUUUCUUUCAGGAUACAUAAAGAUAUAUUUUAACAUAUUAUUACUUAAGCCACUAUGGAGAUAUAAUGUUCACCUUGUGUUUUUGUUACCUGUAGUUCAUUUGUAGUGCAUCAUUUAUUUCCUGUAUAUUUUAUCAAUCAGGCAUGUUGCUGUAGAUCACUGAUGUCUAUUGUGUUAAUUCAUCAAACACUGAUAUCUAUUGUGUAAAUUCAUAAAACACUGAUAUCUAUUGUGUUAAUUCAUAAAACACAGAUAUCUAUUGUGUUAAUUGAUAAAACACAGAUAUCUAUUGUGUUAAUUCAUAAAACACUGAUAUCUAUUGUGUUAAUUCAUAAAACACAGAUAUCUAUUGUGUUAAUUCAUCAAACACUGAUGUCUAUUGUGUUAAUUCAUCAAACACUGAUAUCUAUUGUGUUAAUUCAUCAAACACUGAUAUCUAUUGUGUUAAUUCAUCAAAGACUGAUGUCUAUUGUGUUAAUUCAUCAAACACUGAUAUCUAUUGUGUUAAUUCAUCAAAGACUGAUGUCUAUUGUGUUAAUUCAUCAAACACUGAUAUCUAUUGUGUUAAUUCAUAAAACACUGAUAUCUAUUGUGUUAAUUCAUCAAACACUGAUAUCUAUUGUGUUAAUUCAUAAAACACAGAUAUCUAUUGUGUUAAUUCAUCAAACACUGAUAUCUAUUGUGUUAAUUCAUAAAACACAGAUAUCUAUUGUGUUAAUUCAUAAAACACUGAUAUCUAUUGUGUUAAUUCAUAAAACACUGAUAUCUAUUGUGUUAAUUCAUAAGGAGAAUUAAUUACAAUUUCAAAGAUCUCGCAGAUAUUUGUUAGACUAAGACAUGUUUAUUUUGUGCUUGAAGAAAAGUAACAAAACUGGUAUACAUUAAAGAUGUCCAGUGGUUUACAGGUUAAGUGGCAAAUAUUUAUUUUAACAUGGCUAGUUAGACACUUUUUUUCCCCAUAAGAUAGUCAUUCUGAUGGUUGCAUAUUGGAAUCCAUUUUUUAUAGUUUAAAUUUGCAAAAAAAACAUACAGGAUGUGAAAUUUGAAAUGCCCAUGUAGACAAAUGACACUUUCAUUCCAUAUGUUUCAGACACAGGAAUUUUUUGAGUGUGAUGUUUAAAGCAUUUUAUAAACUCUCUUGUUGAAUUUUGUGUGCAUGUGUUUAUGAAAUGUAUUAAUCUCAUUGAAUUCAAAUAUGUAUUUGAGAAGCAUUGUAUAGGAUGUGAUGUUUAAGUUAUUACAACUUUUAUCCAGAAUGAUUAAUCAUCGUUGAUAAAUCUUGAUUUUGGUGUAAUGAUUGUUUUAUUUUAUUUUUCUUUAAGUUAACUGUGAAAAAAAAAAGAAAAUUUUUAUUUUUUGAAAGAAACAUGACCUCAGAUAAGAAGUACCAUACACAGAUUUACUAACAACAGGAAGUUGAAAACAUGAUGGUUUAGUAUUUUAUUACUUUUCAUCAAGAAGUCCUUUCAAUCUGGGCCUUUAUGUCUGAUAUUGUGAAUAAAAAGGACCAGUUGGAAAUGGAAUUAAAAGAAAUUCUCCAAAUUGUUUUUAAUUAUGCUAAAUAUGACAUGAUUUCAAUUGAGAAUGAUCCCAACAUCAUUUUUAAUUGUUAUGUCAUUUAACUUUCUUUAACUUUCUCUGAGUGAAAUGUUUUACAGACAGUAAAGUUUAGUACCUUCCAUUUUCUGACCAGAGCAAACGAGUAAAUUAGAAUUAAAUAUGAUCGGAGGACUAAAGAAUAUGGCUAAAUAAAACUAAGAUACAACUGGUUUAAUGUUUGAUGUAACGAAAAAAAAAAAAAAAAAAAAAUAGGUAAAUUUGAUACAUAAAGUCAUACCUAUUAUGAUUCCAUUAGCAAGAAGUCAAGGUUUAUAUAAGUGCAGCAGAACCUUAUCCUCUAGACUAUGAGUUAUUUAUGUGUUGUUUUUCAUUUUCAUUGUAUCAUAUGACACAAACAUUUCAAUUUCAUUUAUUGGAGGAAUUCAAAACAAGUCAACCAUAACAUGUAAUCCUCAAACAUCAUCUUGAUUGCUCCAUUGUUGAUAUAUAUAUAUAUUAAAAUAAAAAA
Molecule: messenger RNA, 7197 nt
Organism: Ylistrum balloti
Lineage: Eukaryota; Metazoa; Mollusca; Bivalvia; Pectinida; Pectinidae
Product: probable ubiquitin-conjugating enzyme E2 7
Exons: 6
Coding region: 49-552 (167 amino acids)
Biological process (GO): protein polyubiquitination; proteasome-mediated ubiquitin-dependent protein catabolic process
Molecular function (GO): ubiquitin conjugating enzyme activity
Source: RefSeq, a predicted model, not a curated record